Odontomachus brunneus is the source of this 4527-nucleotide messenger RNA. It is a transcript of the gene Chsy, whose product is annotated as chondroitin sulfate synthase 1. NCBI's taxonomy places the organism in Eukaryota, Metazoa, Arthropoda, Insecta, Hymenoptera, Formicidae. The record is from RefSeq and is a predicted model, not a curated record. Gene Ontology annotation, cellular component: Golgi cisterna membrane. Bases 376 to 2823 code for a protein of 815 amino acids. The transcript is spliced from 7 exons. Gene Ontology annotation, molecular function: glucuronosyl-N-acetylgalactosaminyl-proteoglycan 4-beta-N-acetylgalactosaminyltransferase activity.
AUAGUCAGGCAUCAUGAUUGUCUAUCACGGACCAAAUCAAAUAGCAGAAAGUAAAUAUUAUUCAACGUCUCUAUAUUCGACUGGUUUGGACUGCUGGACUGGAGGAUAUCUCUUUUCAUUUCCUUGAUUUCCCGACGUACGCAUUCAUCCUGGGACCGCUGCCACGGGACGACAUGGCGUUCUUCGUCGCUUUAAAGGAAGAAUUUGCCGCUUUCCGCACCUCGAAGAUAGUCUCUCCGUUUUAGCAGAAGGCGAAGCGAUGGGAUUGACCGGAGAAAAUCUUCUGACGGAGCUAAUUGCUACAGUCGAGCCGAUAAUCGCAGACAUCAUGACGAAGAUGACCGAAGACCCAGGAACCCCUGAAGAAAAGCACAAAUGGGAGAGGUGACGUAUCCAGUGAUGCGUAAACGGCGUGGACUGGGCAGCGCCUUUCUGGGCCUCUUCGUGGGCUUACUUCUGGGUUUCCUCGUACUCAGCUACCGUCUGAUCGUUUCCAAUCAGCAACAGCAGGUCGCCAUGUGGACUUCCAUGCCUGGCGUGCGGUCGCCGCCGCGAGCGUCGGCUCAAAACAUGCCGGAGCUGAAGGACGACGAGCGAAUCAACAGCUCGACCUCGAGUCUCGUGUUCGUGGGCGUGAUGACGGCUCAGAAGUACCUGGACACGCGAGCUAAAGCCGUCUACGAGACCUGGGGCAAGGAGUUACCCGGCAAGAUAGCUUUUUUUUCGUCGGAAUCCUCCACCGUCCCGGAAAACUGCCCGGAUUUGCCGCUGGUGCCACUCCCGCGGGUGGACGACACCUAUCCGCCGCAGAAAAAGUCCUUUAUGAUGCUGCAAUACAUGUGGAGCAAUUUCGGUGAUCGCUUCGAGUGGUUCCUGCGGGCGGACGACGACGUGUACGUGAGAACCGAUCGGCUGGAGAGGCUGCUAAGAUCCGUCGAUUCCAGAAGAGCAAUGUACAUCGGCCAGGCCGGCAGGGGGAACUCGGAGGAGUUCGGCUUGCUAUCGCUGGACUACGACGAGAAUUUCUGCAUGGGUGGUCCGGGGGUCGUGCUGUCCAGGGAAACACUGAGGAAGAUCGUGCCGCACAUCAAAUACUGUCUGCGUCACUUGUACACUACGCAUGAAGACGUCGAACUGGGCAGAUGCGUGAAGAAGUACGCGGGGAUUCCCUGCACUUGGAGCUAUGAGAUGCAGUCCAUUCUUUAUCACAACAGCAGCGGGACCCAAGCGUUCACCGGAAAUCUCAAGAAAAAAGAGGUUCAUCGUGCCAUUACUUUGCAUCCUGUGAAAAGUCCGCCUCACAUGUACAGGCUGCACAAUUACAUGAGGGGGCUGCAAAUACAAGACUUACAGCAGGAGAGGAUCCAUCUACAUCGAGACGUUCACACGAUGGCCCAGGAAUUGGGAGUUAACCUGGACAGCUUAAAAAAUUACGAAAUAGUAGAGGAUCUAUGUCUUUUUCCGGUCAAUCCUAAUUCCGAAAAUUACCCAGGCGACACGGAUGUGCUAGGUGUACCGGCGAGUCUCAGUUCGUUCAAGCCAACGACGAGCGAUGAGGUGAUCCCCUGGGGGUUCCUCUCGAGGCUGGAGUACAGUUUGGCCGAUUCCAAUCCAAGGCGGCGUAUUCAUAGCGACAUUAAGGAGGGCCUGGAAGAUAUCACGAGGGAGGUCAUGGCCUCCAUUAAUUCCUGCUCGCGGCAGCGCGGUCGUAUUGUCGAGGAACGAUCGGCGCUUUAUGGAUAUAGAAGGGUGAACUCUUAUGGGGCUGACACGAUAUUAGAUCUUCUAUUAGUUUACCGGAAGUACCGGGGCAGGAAGGUCACUCUUCCCGUCAGACGACACGUUUAUCUCCACCAACACUUUACUGGAUUGGAGAUACGCGAGACGGUAGACGGAGUUGAAGUCAACCCUUAUCAAAGAUCGGACGAUACGUCUAUUCAUCACUUAUUCCGCAGUGGUUUCCUGAAUCUCAACUUCAAGUAUCAAGAAGAAGAUUUGGUGCGCAGCAAGACCAUCAACUUCAUCUUGCCUCUGUCAGGUCGCUUUGAGAUCUUCCAAAGGUUUCUGAAAAACUACGAGGACAUUUGCCUGACUGUUGGCGAGAAGACGUCGCUGCUCGUCGUGCUCUACCAGCACAAGGACGAAAACUCUUUCAACAAGACGAUAGAUCUGAUCGAACGGCUCAAGUACAGAUAUCGCAGCGGCAGCAUAGACGUUCUGCCGAUAUCCGGGGAAUUUUCCAGAGCCAGAGCUUUAGACACGGGCGUGUCGAAGCUGCAGCCUGAUGAUCUGAUGCUGUUCAUCGACGUGGACAUCGUUUUCACGAACUCGGCGUUGAAUAGGAUACGUCUAAAUACACUUCCAGGCCGGAGGAUAUAUUUCCCGAUCGUUUUCAGUCAAUACAAUCCCCAAGUCGUGUACGGCGAGACCGGCAAGCAAGAUAGAUUCACCAUAAACGAGAUCUCCGGGCAUUGGAGACAGUACGGCUUCGGGAUCGUCUCCCUCUAUAAGAGAGACUACGUUGCCGUCGGCGGUCUAGAUCUCUCGAUUCAAGGAUGGGGCAAGGAGGACGUGGAGUUUUACGAGAAGGCGGUCAAGUCGGGUCUCGAUGUCUUCAGAACCGCGGACAGGCACCUGGUGCAUGUGUAUCACGAGAUAGAGUGCAGCAGAGAGCUACCUAGCCUUCAAUUUUCUAUGUGUAUGGGAUCCAAAGCUGACACAUACGCCGGGGUCGAGACCUUGUCCAAUAGGAUUCACGGUAACCCGGAUAUAUUGUAUUUCGCCAAAGAGAGAAGACAGAAGAGGACCAAUCCGGCUGGCUGAUGUUAAGUCUGCAAAGUGACAGAUUACCAUUUGAAAAUAAUUGCUAAAAAAUAACUCAAGUUAGUAGUAAAGGAAUGACACGAAUUAUGAUUGAGCGCAUUAAGCGCGUCUCUUCGAGGAAUGAAAAUAUGUUCUCGUUACGCACAUGUCAGCAGUUUUAGUCAUGGCAUGCAAUGAACAGAUGAACGGCCUGUCCGAAUUGAACUUUGGUACUAGAUUGUUUCGUUAGUCACGCAUUGUAAAUAUUAAAUAUUAUUGUAUCUAAGUUUCAAGCGAAUAAAGAUUGACAGAACUUCAUGCGUUUCGCUGUAAAACGAGAUGUGUUUGUCGAAUGGAAUGCUCCAAUGUUGGAGAGACAUGUGAUCCUCACAAGCCUUUUAUCGUGAAAUACGAUAACUAAGAUUCUGAUACAAACAUGCGCCUUAUUCUCAUUCCCAGAGAGAGAGAGAGAGAGAGAGAGAGAGAGAGAGAGAGAGAGAGAAAGAAGUCGAAUGAUUUAAUAGAGGAUAUACUAAUCUGAUGUUAGCAGGCUUUGCUAUAUCGAAACUGUAUUACUCAUCGAUGACUGCCGUAGCGAAAAACUCCAUCACGUGGGGAUAGUGAAAGACGCAUCACCGACUAUUGUAGAAAUCAGGUGUAAUGACCCGUAUUUUAUAAGAUCGCUAGUGUGUGAAGUGAGUCUUAAUGUCGUAACGCUAAGUUUAAAUGUGAUAUUAUUGUGCCUUUUUCAUUCUGCAACAUUUUAUGUAUACUGCCAACCUCGUAACGCAUGUAAAAACAAACGUUACGGCUAUUACAAUAUGUAGAUGUAAAUAUUCUUAAAUUGUUAUAUUUUGCGCUUCACGUUUGGUAUUCUCAUCGCAACGAACAAUCGUAUCUCUGUAUCAGCAUUCAAAAUGUGCUAACAGAAAGCCAAUCGUGCGUCGAUCUCAUCUUCGGGAAAUUUGCCGGCGAUUAGAACUUCUGAGAAACUUCGUAAUCUCAGUGGUGCAGAGGAGGUCGAACUUGGGUUAAAAAUAGUCUGGACGUUGCGAGAAACAAAGUUGAAAAAGAAUUAGCAGUUAGUUCGCGCGAAUCGUGUUACAAGUGAUAGCAUAUUGAGCUUCCGAAUGGCGUUAGAGGGAAAGAAAAACCAAAAGAAAAAUUAACUGCUAGAGACGCAAUAAAUAAUGAUAAUUUGUAGUUAUAUACAUGUGAUGUGUGUUUGACAAUAAAGAGGAAGAAAAUAUCGUUUCGAUAAAAAGGCUCGGAUUUUUUUAUAAAAUUCUAUAUGUCUGUAUAUUUAUCGAUAGUAAAUAUUUUCUUAUCGCGUUACUGCUACGUAAAACGAUACAUAAAACACACUAUCUCUUAGACGUUGUAGUUUAUUAAUGCUUUUGAUUAUUCCGCAAGCAAUGAAUAUAUUUGUGGCCACAGUAACGGCUCGCGUCUUUUCGAAGCCUAACACUUAAGAGGAUAUUCUAGUGUAAAGAUCUGUUUUCAAGGCGAUUUUUGGGAAUUAAUUUUAAGCAAAUGGUUAAACCUACAGAGUUAAUGUUUUGUAUUAACAUUUAUUCAUCUUUGAAGAAACAUCUCAUCAAAGCUUUUUAUUCAACAUUGAAGAAAAUACAAGUGAACGAAACAGAUCACGUCGUAAAAUUAUCUUCCAUCGGAUAUGUUGAUUACCGCCGUCCUCGUCAUAAAAAAUAAACGAAUUUGUUUUUA